AUGAGCAAACAUUCUCUCAAAGAUGAAAUCAACCCAACUUAUGGCGAUAGGAUCACUGUUCUAAGCAUUGAUGGGGUUGGAAUUAGAGGCAUUAUUCCUGGAACCAUCCUGGCUUUCCUUGAAACGAAGUUACAAUUGGAUGGAGAAGAUGCUCGAAUUGCAGAUUACUUUGAUGUUAUUGCAGGGACUAGCACUGGAGGUCUGAUCACAGCAAUGCUGACUGCUCCUGAUCGAAACAACCGUCCUCUCUACUUGGCGAAAAACGUCGUUCCGUUCUAUCUUGAUCACUGCCCCAAAAUAUUUCCUCAAUCCAAUGGAACUAUUGUGAGAAUGAAUGCUAUAUUGGGACCAAAAUAUAGCGGCAAGUAUUUCCGAAAGCUGCUUCGCCAGAUUCUUGGAACCCGAAGACUGCACGAGACAGUAACUCGCGUUGUUAUACCCACAUUCGACAUUCGAUUGCUCCAACCUAUUGUGUUUUCAACUUUUGAGGCUGAAACUGAUGCAUCUCAAGACGCUUUGCUGUCUGAUAUAUGUAUCAGUACUUCUUCAGCUCCAACUUACUUUCCAGCUUAUCAUUUUAAGACCAAAGAUUCCGAAGGAAACGACAAGGAGUUUCAUCUAGUUGAUGGAGGGAUUGCAGAAAAUAAUCCUUCGUUGUUGGCGAUGAAGCCGACGGGGAGAGUGUUUCCUGGUGAUCCUGAUGAGUUGCCAGAGCAAGCACUAAAAUGGAACAAGUAUCUAGUGAUUUCUCUAGGCACUGGAACUUCAAAGAUAAAGAAGAAUUCUGAUGCCAAAACAGCAGCAAAAUGGGAUCGACGGUCUUCGUGA
Messenger RNA from Tripterygium wilfordii, 828 nucleotides. Its product is annotated as patatin-like protein 1. The record is from RefSeq and is a predicted model, not a curated record. Gene Ontology annotation, molecular function: monoacylglycerol lipase activity; glycerophospholipase activity. Gene Ontology annotation, biological process: lipid metabolic process. Bases 1 to 828 code for a protein of 275 amino acids. NCBI's taxonomy places the organism in Eukaryota, Viridiplantae, Streptophyta, Magnoliopsida, Celastrales, Celastraceae. The transcript is spliced from 5 exons.